Molecule: messenger RNA, 1314 nt
Organism: Striga hermonthica
Lineage: Eukaryota; Viridiplantae; Streptophyta; Magnoliopsida; Lamiales; Orobanchaceae
Source: the annotation of a GenBank genome assembly
AAGAUCCAUUACAACCAAUUACCGUCUUUCUAUGGCCUUCCAAAUGAGGACCCUCUCCAUUUCAUCCGGGAGUUCUACAACGUGCUCCAAACCUUUCCACUCCACGGAUUGAACGAGGAUCAAUUGAAAAUGAGGUGCUUUCUGGAGACACUUAAGGACCGAGCCAAGGCUUGGUUCAUGACACUUGCUCCCGACUCCCUCACUACGUGGGAGCAAGUGUACUCGAAGUUCAUCGGGAGGUACUAUCCAAAUCAAAAGACUCAAGAGUUGAGGUCCCAAAUCGUGUCUUUUGCCCAACAACCGAAUGAGCCUCUUCAUGAGGCGUGGGAGCUCUUCAAGGACCUCCAACGACAAUGCCCGCACCACAAUUUUUCACCGGCCUUAUUGAUGAACAACUUCUACAAUUCACUUCACCAAAAUCUCCAAUAUAUGGUGGACAAUGCGGCCGGAGGAGAUGUGGGAGCAAGAACCGCCGAAGAGAUGAUGGAAAUUUUUGAGACGAUGAGUGCUAACUCGUCUCAAAAGAGUAGCCGAGGAAAGAAGGCAAUGGUGAAUGAAGUGGCUCCCAGACAAGACAUGAUAGCUUUACAAAUAGCCGAGUUAGCGGAGCAAAUGAGAAUACUUAAUGCGAGGAGUGUUCAACCGGCACAGACCAUGGCGUUGGAGACGUGUGGGACGUGUGGCAUCCAAGGGCACCGGUCGCAAGUGUGUCCUUCCGCCUUUGAUCAAGAUUUUGAGGAGCAAUAUGAAGAUGUCAAUGCUCUCCAAGGAUAUCAAAACCGCCUGAUCAAUGACCCUUUCCCUCAUCAACAACAACCGCAACGGGCCCCAAUGGGGAAUAUGCAAGCCCAAGGCGCCGGCCCGAGCUCUUCCGCCCAAGACGACAAACUUGAUCGGAUCCUCCAAUUCAUGACAAACACCGAAGCAUCCAUAAAGCGAUUGGAGACGCAAAUAGGCCAACUCGCUACAAGAGUUGGAAAUUUGGAGGCCGAGUCCGACAAGAAGAUACUCCCGAGCCAACCCGAGCAAGCUAAGGCGAUUAUGGUAUUAAGGAGUGGGAAAGUCAUCGACAACAAUGUUAAGAUGCCCGAUGCGGAUGACACGAAGCCAACCGACCAACCGGGGGACGUGAUUGAUGAUAAAGAGGAGGGCUCCAAGAAGCCAACGGAGGACUCGAUCCUACACAAGUCCCCGAAUCCCUACAAGCCACGCAUCCCUUUCCCGUGCCGCCUUCGGGAUGACAAGAAAGAAAAACAAUUUCGGGACCUCUACGACAUGCUCUUGAAGGUCAAUGUCAACCUACCCCUCCUGGAU